AUGUCCUUUAAAGGCUACCUCAUCUGGUACCACAAGACACACCCUCGCGCCCAGAGUUUGAAUACGUACGAAAGCGUGUGGAAGACCUUGCGUCAAUUGUACUACGAGGUAUUCCACAAGGUAGCGGCCGAUGCUGUUGGCAAAGAGAUCACCAAUCACCUCCACGCGCAGUUCUGCAGUGAGCGUGGCCUGAUCAAGGGCAUGAGACAAAAGCAUGUCGUCGGUCACAACGGCCUCCACGGCGCGCUUUACUACCAUUGGAAAUUUGAUACCGAUAAAGUUGCUCUUAAACUGGAACGUGUGCAACUUGCCACGAGGCUCCUUUUCCUGGCCUUCACCAGCGCCCGAUCUGGCGCUAUCUUCGAGAGUGGCUGCGAGGGGAUUCCGCCGGACGAAGCGUCGCUACUGGUCCUGGAGGUCACCAUAAUGUUGGAUAAGGGCAAACCCAAGCGGAAUGCGUCCCCAGACGACCGCAUUACCAUUGACUUCGCCUUCAGGGACGACAUCCUUGAGGUCCCCAUCUUCCGCCGCUCCACACUGUCAAUGGAGGGUGUACACGAUGAUCCUCUCAAGGCUCUCCCCGCCAAUUCAAUUUCGUACUGGAUCAGGAGAUCAGGCCAAAGAGCGGGCUUUGAUCAUCCUCUCCAGCCUUAUGCUCUUCGGCAUGAGGUGGGAACGGAACUGACGGACUUGAUCAAGGAGAUCGGAAAGCUCUGCUUGCGCCGCGACCCCAACCUUCCAAAGCGGCUGACAGAGGAUCAGCGCACGCAGGCUCAUCAGCACCCUGAUGUCGUCCGCGCUAAGAAACAAAAGGACGCCCUAGCACAAAGGCUCCAGGAUGGCCCUGGCUCCAUCAAGAACGGUUCGAAGUCGCCUGACGGCAUUCAGCAUACACGGGUGCAAAGCAAAUUAAGAGGUCUGAAGCUCCGCGUGGAACGCGAUGUUUUCGCACAGAUCCUUCGUGAAUUGCACAGUGCCGCGGACCUAGAUCACAUGGUGACACAGCUCAAUGGAGAAGAGCAGGUCGCUCACCAUUUGUUUCAAUCGGCGACCGAGUCCUCCUUCGCCAACAUGGUUGACAUCGUAGCCCGCCUUUAUUCACUCUUCGAAGGUAAAGACCGGAGAUGCAACAACCACGAAGGGGACGUUGUGGAUAAGACCAACAAGCCAUCUACUUGCGCACAACAAUCCCCACCAGCGAUCGACGAACCUCUGCACAGCACCGACUCUAUCGAACCUGCUAUGGACAUUCAUACCGUCAAAUCUCUCAAGGAAGCUAUGUUCACUAAAGUUCUUGAACCAAUCAAGUCGAUGAAACCGGUCACAUCUUCUAAGAUCACCAAAGCAAAGGAGCCACCUACUUCCCUGGCGUGUCUUUUUUUUACUACGGCAACCCAAACCGUAGGCGGACGCAGAGUCUCACACGCAGCGAUAGUUUGCGAAGGCACUCUCGUCAAGUACACUUUCAAUACAAGGUCGGCCUGUUUCCAUAUCCACUACCAAAUCGUAUAA
Molecule: messenger RNA, 1512 nt
Organism: Letharia lupina
Lineage: Eukaryota; Fungi; Ascomycota; Lecanoromycetes; Lecanorales; Parmeliaceae
Exons: 6
Coding region: 1-1512 (503 amino acids)
Molecular function (GO): DNA binding
Source: RefSeq, a predicted model, not a curated record